Macrobrachium nipponense is the source of this 2105-nucleotide messenger RNA. RefSeq lists its product as uncharacterized. The record is from RefSeq and is a predicted model, not a curated record. The transcript has 7 exons. Gene Ontology annotation, cellular component: plasma membrane. Lineage: Eukaryota; Metazoa; Arthropoda; Malacostraca; Decapoda; Palaemonidae. Bases 1 to 1956 code for a protein of 651 amino acids.
AUGAGAGUCAACAGUAAUCUGGAGGCAGGAGGACCAGCUCUCAGGAUGAGAGCCGACAGUAAUUUGGAGGCAGGAGGACCAGCUCUCAGGAUGAGAGCCAAUAAGACCGGCUCUGCUGAAAGAAGGAAGUACCUCGGAUGCAGGAGGACCAGCUCUCAGGUGAGAGUAAUUCGGAAGGAGGAGGACCAGCUCUCAGGUGAGAGUAAUUCGGAAGGAGGAGGACCAGCUCUCAGGAUGAGAACAAACAGUAAUUCAGAGGCAGGAGGACAAGCUCUCAGAAAGAGAGCCAACAGUAAGAUCUCUAGGGUGGUGGGUGAAGAUGUUUACAGGAGUCACUUGGGCUGGGCUGGGCUGUCCAUACUUUUCACAGUGGGUGUUCGAGAGCGAACGGACGAGCGCCAAAGAAUGAUGUUAAAUAGGAUGUCCCAGAGCAUGGACCGCUUCUUAAGCCAAGAUCCCAACUCCCACAUCCCUCCACCACCUCCCCUGGACUUCCCUCUCUCUCUUCCCUCAAGAGGAGGAGGAGGAGAGGAAGACGAGGUCGGCAAGAACGUCAAGAAGAUGGUGAGGAAACUCACUCAGAUGGACACCACCAUCUUGAGAGAACUUGAGAAGGUUUCCACGGAGAUAUUAAGAUAUUUGAAAGAACUUUUCCUAUCUCCCCUUCUCAUUCCAGAUGUACAAACUGUGACCGAGUCACUCGGAACACAAAUUUCGCAGCUUCAGUUGGGCGAUGAUCUGCUUUCGGCCUCCAUGGAAACUUGUGAGAGAAGCUCUCUGGAAGCAAUGCAGCAACUGAUGUCAAGGGCACAGGCAUCUGGAUGCAGUGGUGGUGAAGAUGUUCCAGGUGAUGUUAGUUCGCGUUUGGAUGCUCUUGAUCGAAGAUACCAGGAACAAGAGGCCGAGAUUCAUAGUAUGGGAGCAGACACCCACAGGAAUUUGGAGGAAACUCUGUCCCUUCUGAAGAAACUUGUUGAUGAAAGUCAUAAUGGGCAGGCUGUUAUUAAUGCCUCUGUGGCAGAUUUGACCCGGAAUCUUCGACAGCUUGAUGACACCACUCAGGAUGGCUUAGGUCGGCUUACAAUGGACGUGCAAACAGCUCUGAGGGAUAGCUCAGAUGCUUUGUCAGAAACUGUAAUAGAAAUGGCAAACCAGAUAAAGCAAGAAACUUCAAACAUUAUGGACACCCUUGAUGAUACAGCCUCCCAGGCAGAAAACCUGCAGCAUACUGUCCUAGAAAACUAUUCAGAACUGUCAAAUCAGAUUGGUAGUUUGAAGAAGGUGGAGAAAGUGAUGAUCAACACAGCUGAUGCAGACCUUGACACUAAGCGCAGCAUUGAGUUUGGCAUACAGCAGAUCAUUUUGGAGCUGGGAGAAAUUGUCAAGAGUAGUGGAAGCUCCAUUAAUACUACUCUGUCAGAUCAGAUUAGUAACAUCUCAUUCGCUAUCCUUAAGAAUCAGACAUCAGCUCUGACAAACAUGACUGCUAAAAUGGAGCAGGAAAUAUCACAGGUGUGGAGACAGAUUGGCAUUAUGUAUCAACAGAUGACACAGUCUGUAGAUCUUCUUGAUCAGUUGAGAAACACCACUAAGUUGCACAUGAACGCGUCACUCUCACGUGUUGGAGAAAUGGACGGAACUGUUGGACAGAUCAACACCAAAGUCGCAGAUGUCGAAGACAAUCUCAACUAUCUGCUGGGACGUUUGUCCUUGGUAGUCUCAGAGUUCAACCUCAUGAAAGAAGGUGUGGGAGACGAACUUGUUCGAUUGAGAGAGAACCUCGCCAAAGGAAACGCGGGCCAGUUUGGUUACGAGGGUGAUGAACCAGCGGAGUACCGUUACGACAUCAGCCGGAAGCGUCAUGCCAUCCAUUCGGAGAGUUGUUUGCAGGAGCGCGAGGCAUUGCCGCCUCCUAGUUAUUUCGAACAAAAUAGGGAAACUCUUACCGUAUUCUAAGUUUCGUUUAUAAAUAACUGUUAAAUUUAACAGUGUAAAUUGGCAGACAGCCAGAUGAGAAUCCUUAAAGACAGUGGCAUUUCUGUUCUUGCUUCUCAACAUGCCCUAAGCAUUGCCAUUUUAUACAUUUUUGUUCUUUGCUUUCCUGU